AUGGUCGAUGGACUGGCCUCUCUACGCCGUUUCCUUCCGUGUAGGUACACGGAGAUGAUGCCGCACAUCGUGAAGGCUUCGAAAGUGGCGGCAGCGACGUGCAAGGACCUCUUCAUGGACCAGAGAUGGAACUGUUCCGCGAUCGAGACGGCUCCGCAGCUAUCCCCGGAUCUCACGCUCGGGACUCGGGAGCAGGCGUUCGUCCACGCGCUGGCGUCGGCGGCGGUGGCCUACUCCGUGUCGAAGGCGUGCGCGUCGGGGACGGUCUUCUACUGCACGUGCGGGAGGGUGCCGAGUGAGCCGCCGAACGGGAGCUUCCAGUGGGGAGGAUGCGGGGACAAUCUCAAGUACGGGCUCAAGCUCUCGCAGACCUUCGUGGAUGCGCCGGAUCGGGUGAAGAGGGUCCGACGAUCCCUCACCGCCUUGACGAACCGACACAACAAUCGAGCCGGACGAAAGGCACUGCGAGAAAGCCAGGUGACGGAAUGCAAAUGUCACGGCGUGAGCGGCUCCUGCAACAUUCGCACCUGCUGGAAGGCCUUAGCCCGACUGGACGUGAUCGGGCGUCGAUUGAAGAAGAAAUACGCGACCGCGAUGGAGGUGACGGGACAAGGCCCGGCGAGCACGGACCGUCGGCUCCGUCUCCUCCCCGUCAGCCCCAUCAGAGGCCUCUACAACGAGGAGGAUCUCAUCUACACGGUGCAACGCAACAUCUUCGGGGACGGACGGCUGCAAGUCCAUGUGCUGCGGACGAGGAUACACGACGUACACGAUCGAGAAGAUCGAACGCUGCCAAUGCAAGUACUUCUGGUGCUGCUACGUGAAGUGCAAAAUGUGCAAGACGUGGAUCGACGUCCAGGAGUGCAACUGAGGUGAUAAAGUGCGCCCUGGAAAUCCGCCUCGCUCUCGAGUGAUAAACGAUGGAGAAGACGAAGUGCGAAUGAUGUCCGGAGGGCAUGGAAUCCCCCCUGGCUCCGGCUAACAUACAUUCCAGAUGUAUCAAUCAAUGUCCUCGUCCCACGAGAUGAGAACAAUAGAGGAAACCUCGAAAGUACAAUACAGCUUUUAUAUCGCAUCGUCCACGAGUGCAUUCGGACGUUGAUUUUCCUCGGCGAGGAAAGUGCCAAGAGGGGAGGGGGGUAAGAGAGACGACCGAGCGUCAGUUCGUCCCACUGUAACAUGGGAAUCCGUGUGGAAUCCUACCGCAUAGCAGCCCAGUCGUCGAAGGCUCAUUAUGGAUGUCGCUCUGCAUAGCUUUAAUAAUAAUAAAAACUCCAGCGUUCUGGGCCGUCGAGUUUAUAGCCUCCUCAGGUAUGAGGCGCAUGGGACUCGAGAGUCCUGUUUGGUUCUGUGCCAGCUGCAGGUCAACGUGGUGGGUGGCAGUCUGCAUCGUGUCGUGGGUAUGAUCGCACGAGCGAAUCUUUUGG
Molecule: messenger RNA, 1427 nt
Organism: Darwinula stevensoni
Lineage: Eukaryota; Metazoa; Arthropoda; Ostracoda; Podocopida; Darwinulidae
Source: the annotation of a GenBank genome assembly